CUUAACCAUCCGAGGCAGCGAGCGGAGCUCCCGUCAGCAGCCUGGAAAGUGCAACAAAAUGAAAGCUGUCGGUUAACUUUGCUUUUUGAUUCCCGCGCGGACACGGAGAUACUCUGUCGGACAAACCGUCGUCGUGUCAUUUUGCUGCCUGGAAAGAUCCGCGGGCUGAACGGACAACCGUCGGGCCUCGUCGUCGUGGCCCAGCAGGACUCGAGUGAAGUUGGGAGCGGACUGCCAAACUUCUGCUUCCUCCAGCGGCUCUCCGCGGGGCCCGGGGCUCCUGUCACCGGCCCUGUGGAGGAGAAAGUGACCACAAACCGAACCGACCACCAGGAGAAAGGAAUCCCUUUGAUGGGAGAAUCCUCUUUCCUGGCCUCCUGGGUCAAUCGCCGUGCCACAAUGAUGGAUGAGCAGGAGGCGCUGAACUCGAUCAUGCAGGACUUGGCCGAACUGCACCGCUCCAGCCGUCCUGCCAUGUUCCUGUCGGACCUGACCAAAGCCUCCUCACCCAAGAACCAGAACGACGUCAGAGUCAAGUUCGAGUUCAAAGGGGAGAAGAGGAUCUUGCAGUUCCCUCGACCCGUCAAGCUGGACGACCUGAAGGCGAAAGCUAAGGUGGCUUUCGGUCAGACGAUGGACCUUCACUACACCAACAACGAGUUGGUGAUUCCACUGACGACUCAGGACGACCUGGACAAGGCCGUGGAGCUGCUGGAUCGCAGCGUUCACAUGAAGAGCCUGAAGAUCCUCCUGGUGCUCCAGAGCUCCUCUCAGAACUCUUCCUCCAACAUGGACCUGCUGCCGUCCCACGAGGAGCUGGACAACACGGGAUUCAGGGUCGCUGACAAGAAGAGUAUGCUGGCUUUGAUAGGCUCCCAUUCGACGGACCGCAGCUCCCCUCCUCCAGGAUACAUUCCUGACGCGCUCCAGCAGGUGGCGAGGAACGGCUCCUUCACCAGCAUCAACAGCGAGGGGGAGUUCAUCCCUGAGAGCAUGGACCAGAUGCUGGACCCGCUGUCCAUGAGCAGUCCAGAAAACUCUGCAUCCGGAAGUUGUCCUUCUUUAGACAGCCCACUGGACAGUGACUACCCAAAAUCCAGGAUGCCCCGAGCACAGAGCUACCCCGACAACCACCAGGACUUUCCAGAGUACGACAUCCCAGUGUUUGAGAAGUCGGGCAAAGGUGGAACGUACCCUCGACGAUACGGCAUUCCCUUCGGCCUUCAGGAUUACAGCGACGGGAGGAAGACCUUCCCUCGGGCCCGGCGAACACAGGUCCACGGCUUCCGCUCGCCGGUCAGCUUCAGCCCGACGGAGCAGUCGCCCAGCACCAGCAGCGGCAGCAGCGUCUUCACCCCGGACCUGGAGGAGGCCCCAGGCCCCGCCAGGAGGCCACGGAGGGGCAGUGACAUUGAACCCAACCCCAACCCGACCACGGCGCCGACGCUGUCUGUGAUGGACAUCAGCCCGCCUAGCCGCUCCCCACGCGCCCCGACAAACUGGCGGCUGGGGAAGCUCCUGGGUCAGGGCGCCUUCGGACGGGUGUUUCUCUGUUAUGAUGCCGAUACUGGGCGGGAACUGGCGGUCAAACAGGUCCAGUUUGACCCGGAAAGUCCAGAGACCAGCAAGGAGGUGAGCGCGUUGGAGUGUGAAAUCCAGCUCCUGAAGAAUCUGUGCAACGAGCGGAUCGUCCAGUACUACGGCUGUCUGAGAGACACCAUGGAGCGGACGCUCUCCAUCUUCAUGGAGUACAUGCCCGGGGGCUCCAUUAAGGACCAGCUGAAGUCGUACGGAGCGCUGACGGAAAACGUGACGCGCCGCUACACCCGGCAGAUCCUGGAGGGAGUUUCCUACCUGCACAGCAACAUGAUCGUCCACAGAGACAUCAAAGGGGCCAACAUCCUUCGUGACUCGGUGGGUAACGUGAAGCUGGGAGACUUCGGGGCCAGCCGGCGGCUUCAGACCAUCUGUCUGUCAGGAACAGGCAUCAUGUCUGUGACCGGCACGCCGUACUGGAUGAGCCCAGAAGUGAUCAGUGGAGAGGGCUACGGCAGGAAGGCCGACAUCUGGAGUGUCGGCUGCACCGUAGUGGAGAUGCUGACGCAGCGACCCCCGUGGGCGGAGUUCGAGGCCAUGGCAGCCAUCUUUAAGAUCGCCACCCAGCCCACCAACCCCGUGCUGCCCGCCCACGUGUCGGACCACUGCCGAGAGUUCCUCAAACGGAUCUUUGUAGAGACGAAGCAGCGGCCGUCUGCCGAUGAGCUACUGAGGCACAUCUUUGUACAUUAACCCCUGAACCUUUAACCCCCUCCACCCCCCCGCCUGCCUGCCGAACUGCCAGAUACGGCCUUACCUGACGGGGCGUCCUUGUCUCUGACCCCGCCCCCUCCACCUCCACGCUGAAACCAUACUGGACCAGGAGGAAGAGGCUGGAAGAAGGUGGGGUGUGGCGGCGGGGAGGAGGGGGCGUGUACCUGCUCCUCCUGUCUCUGUUUGUAUGAGACUGCCAUAGAGGACAUGGGUUUUUAUUUUGUUUUUCUCCGCAAGUUGCACCUUAAUUUGUCGAACCCGCCGGGGUGGAGCACUUCCUCCUGACUCUUUGGAACCUUUUUCAUGUUUGUACGGUUUCUCUCUUCAAACGUUUUGGAGUGGGAUAGCGUCGGUGUUGUGGACCUACAGGAGGUGAUGCCUGGCUCUCGAGUGGCCCCGCCCCCCCAUCUCGCUGACCCGACCCCAGAAUGUAGUCUCCUGCCAAAACCCAGAGCGAUGGUGAUGACCUGGGCCCGCUGCUAUAGACGAAACUAAACCCCCCUCGACGCAGAGAACACUCCCCGAAAACAGUUUCCGCUCACCUGCCUUCAUCCCUCGUCCUCUUCCUCUCUGAUGUUUUGUCUCUCUGCUUCACUGUCUGUAAUCUACCUUCCCUCCUCUUCAUCUUCGUUCUUCGCCUUGUGCCUUUUCUGUUUUUUAAACGCAGUGUAGGAGUGACGUCAUGGAUAACCUCCGUCGUUCUCAAAGGUUUCUCAGUGUUGUUUUGCCUCCCGGAUAAACUGCCUUCGCACCGUUAGCCCAAAUCCAGCUGAUCUCACUUCAGCUGUAACGUCCGUUUCUGCCUUUUCUGUAACGGGGACUCGUGGUGUCGAUCAGGGAGCGCCCUGAUCCCACCUGCUCUACCUGCCUGCUCCGGCUGGUAACCAAAUAUCCUUCAGACUCUGUUUGUAAAACUUGCCGUGCUGGAUUAAUAAUGAAACGUUGCUGGUGAAUUCUGGGACGUACCAGCGAACUGGUACUCGGACAAGGAUCGGUACUCCUGCUUUUUCUCUUCAAACGCCCCCGUCUCUCCUCGGCUUCGAUAAGUAUUCACUCAUCGGCUGGGUCGAGCUGUUGUCAUGGCAGAUCAGAGGUGGAUGAGCUGUUGGUAUAUUAACUGCUACAUGAACUCGCUGGCAUUUAUUAACCUAAAUAAAAUACAGGCUAGAUUAGAUCUAAAACUAUAAGUAGGUCAGUUGAUUGUACGGCUGAGUAUCGUUUAAAAAGUUAUGAUACCAGCGCCCUUAAAGUGAAAGGAAUACCUCACUCGAUGCAAAGUGGUGUGAAGUAUGGCCAUAAACAUUUCCCUGGCAUCUCGGCACACUGAACUGCAGACUCUGUCAGAACAACACAGAUUGUAUGGGAGUGUGAGCGCCGCACCAGGGACACUUGUGAGAAUCCGCCCUUAUGCACACAGUGACAGGAUAUCAGAGAAUUCAUGGCGACGAAGGCUGACCGUCACGUUGCCUGUGUCUGUGUCUCUCACAGCACAAAGACCACAGCCGACCGCCAACAACUACGUACGUUUGGCAUCUGCGUGAGAGGAAAUAAUUCUCCACAGCAGCAGGUGGCGGUCGUCUGUAUUCAUCUUUCAAAAGGGGAAACCGGAAGACUGAUAGGACAGAUUGCGCCUUAGGUUUGAGACGCAGCUACAGUCUGUGUUCGGCAGCCUUUAGUGUUGAUAGACUCAUGACGUGUAACCAAUGAGAUAACCAGUAGUAGAUAGUUGAUUUAUUUUAUAAGCUAUCGGAUUAUGAACAAAGGAUUCGGAUGAUCAUGAAAAUGUUGAAUAUCGUGGCCGAUCAUCGGCUUGGUGUGUCAAGGCUCUUAGUAUCACAUGGCUAACAUUAUCUGACGACUUUCGGUGCUGGUCUGUGUUUAUUUAGACUGUUUAAUAGUUCGGUGUUGGAUGUUAGCCGCUGCUACUGUGUUAGCUCGUUAGCAAAGUGGGAGGACAAUGCCUCCAGAGAUGGCAGCAACAGAAAGUUCGCUGAUCAUGAGGGGCAUCGGGAUGAUCCGGGAAUCCAGGUAUCAUUUUAGCGGAGACGUUCGGAUAAAGACUGGGUAUAUGGGUCGAUACGUUAAAGGUUUGGAGCACUGAUACGGAGCCUCCGUCUCUGACUGUUUUAUUUUAUUAAUCCAGAAAAUGAUCAAUGAAAGCGAUCGAUAGUUGCAGCCCUGAUAUCAGCGAUAUGAUUAUUCCAGUCAGGAAAUAUCUUCUCAAGGAAAGAGGCUAAGAAUCUGACUGCCCUGGAGGUUUUGUAGGUCUGCCAUGACAUCACUCUUUCCCUCGGAGCAGGAGGGAGGCGCCAUUGCAAGGCGAGAAGCUCACAGCUGAUUGGCCAGAGGUUCUGGCUGCAUGACGCUGUUGUCGGUUGUAUUUCAGACUAGCGGGUGGAUUGAUGCACCCGGACAUUUCUAUCUGCUCGUCAUUUCACCCACAGGUACAUUUACAGGUAACUUCAUUUCCUCUGCUGCAGUCGGUACCUGUGUUCCUUCAGCCAAGGCUUCACUGUGCCAUAUCCCAGUGCUCUUGUUGUUGUUUGUUGUUGUUUAUUUACAUGCACUCCGACAGAUUUGACUCACACUCGAAGACGUUUACAGUAUCUCACAGCUUUUGUUCCUUCACAGCGAUCGGCGCAGCCAAAUCAGAUAUUAACUCGUCACUUUAGCCAAACCACAAACACUCCGUUCAACAUGUGUCGCUCUGCGUUUCCUCCCCGGGGCCGAGCUUCCAUUGUGACGUCUGUCUGUUGAGUACGACUCGCUGUUCAUAGCACUGGCUCCAUAACUAUGCACCAGUAAGAUGUUCGUCGGCUUCUGCAACCAGCGACUCCUCGGCUGAUGUUAGAGCAGCGACACGCACUGAUGACUCUGAUUAACCUGUUCGAUACUCGUCAACAUGAUCAAUCACAGAUCAAACAGACGUCAAGACUUUAACAGACGGUACCGAACACUUUGCUGUCGGAUGUACGAAGCUAAAAUCUGACAGGAAGUUGUGUUUCUGCUUUUUAAAGGUGCAGUCAGUAAAGUUUUAACGGCACAAUUUAAUCCGUAAUAUCAGUUGCUUUGUUAUGAGUCGCUCUGAACUGUUGUCUCAGCUGGCGUCACCUCACGUGAUUCGAUCACUGCUCGAUAUCAUGGAUGUUCCUUGCGACUAAUUUCUCUGCCGUUUUAAAAAGAAGUUUAAAUUUAGACUAGUAGGACAGAUAUGGCUUGAAGGGAGAGUAAAGCGGGAUUUAUACUUGUUUGUCUGCUCUCUGCAUUCGUCCUAAGGUCAACUGAUGUGCACUUUGGUUCAAAUAGAGCACUUUUUUAAAAAUGGAAAUUCCUGUCUCUUUUUGUAGUUCCCUGCAGCGGCCACCAGAUGGUAGUAAAGAACCAUAUUUUACUGAUUGCACCUUUUUUAAAGCACUCAUCAGGUCUUUACUGAUUCAUGAAGGUCGGUUUGAUCGUGAUUUAAUGUCUCACAGAACUCGUGAUUUCCUCUCAAGGUACUCGUUAGAUUUAUUGUAAAGAUUCGUCAUGUCGUGCGUCAGCGAUCAGCCGAUGGAUCCUCGCAGGAUGUGGAAACUGACACAAACUCCUCCACUUGAUUUAUGCAUUCUCAGAACGGUACGCAUCCACACGAAGCUGCAGAAAAGACGACAUUUUAGAUUUUUUGCAAACAUUAGUGGUUGUAUUGAGUUCGAGGCGGCCGGCAGCAAACUGUCGCAAACGCCGCCAGCACUGGUUAAACCUUGAUACGCACUACCAUUAUGCACUAUCUUUGAUUCACUGAUGCUUUCCCACGACUCCUCGCCGGAUGCCGCGCGGCGCAGCUCCGUUCAGCGACCUUUUCUUUGCACAUUUUAAAGACGAUUUUUUUAUUUUUACACAAGUGUGACUGUGAGCGUGUGUGUGUGUGUGUGUGUGUGUGUGUGUGGAAGCAAAGACUCAACACAUGAAUGUAACGUCUCUCUUUUUCACCGCCAGAUGGCCUCGUUCACCGCCGCGGAUGAACUCCUCGGUACCAGUAUUUGUCACCUGCAGACGCCAAGAUACACCUGUAGUUCUCUCUCUAGUGUCUAAAGCCACUGCUGCCACUCCUGUGUGUAAGUGUGUGUGAGAGUGUGUGUGUGUGAGUUUGUGAACGUGCAUUUACUGCAAUUUGUGCUCUUUGGACACUGCGCCCGAAAUGCCUUGAGCAUUCUGACUGUAGGAGGGGAGAACAUUAAAAUAAUAAUUAAAAAUAAAUAAAAAACUGUACAAAUGUAUAAAAUGAGAAAUGUACCCUUUUUUAAAAAAAGACCAGUCCACUUAUAUCCCACCUGUUUGGUCUGUGUGUAUUGUAAAAGAAGCCAUGUUUAUAAUUCUAAUUGGUUUGUGACCAAUACGCCUGUUUAUAUCAGAUCUGUAUAUCAGUGGUACGCAUAAUUUUUUAAUAUAUAUUUUUUAUUUUUCUUUUUUUUAAAUGGGAGAUUUUAUGCAUGGUUGGGUCCUGAGAGACGCAGCGGUGCCGUCGAAUGGUUGCUGUUUUUUGGCAAAAUUCUCUGGAGUAUUGCGACAGCUCUGUGUUCAUAAUUACGACAAUUAUGACAAUGAAAAACAAUAAAAGAUAUUUAUUUCACUUUG
Messenger RNA from Epinephelus lanceolatus (giant grouper), 6924 nucleotides. It is a transcript of the gene map3k2, whose product is annotated as mitogen-activated protein kinase kinase kinase 2. The record is from RefSeq and is a predicted model, not a curated record. Lineage: Eukaryota; Metazoa; Chordata; Actinopteri; Perciformes; Serranidae. Gene Ontology annotation, biological process: protein phosphorylation. Gene Ontology annotation, molecular function: ATP binding; protein binding; protein kinase activity.